AUGCAGAGUCGAGCGGUCGACAAGAGAGCACAAUUCGAGGUCAAAGAGGGCUUGUCAAAGGGCAGCUUGGUCGGUAGAAUACCAGUGCUGGAGGGUUUCACUUAUCGCUUCAACGAGUUGCCUAAGGAGUUCAGCUUGGAUCCGGUCAGCGGUGAGAUCAAGACGGCGAUGCUGCUUGACCGAGAGGCAUUAACAAGCGAUCGCUUUGACUUUGUGGUGCUGUCGAGUCAGCCGACCUACCCGAUCGAGGUAAGGAUUCACGUACUCGACGUCAACGACAACGCACCCGAGUUUCCUGAAUCAAGUAUCGCGGUGAGUUUCUCCGAAUCCGCCGAAGCUGGUACCAAGCUACUUCUCGAUACUGCCACGGAUAAAGAUACAGCGGAGAAUGGGGUCAAUGACGACUAUGUUAUCGUUAAUGGCAAUACCGAUCGCAAGUUUCGACUCUCGGUCACGGCUAAUCCAAGUGGUGAGACCUCUUAUCUGCACCUCGAGACUACGGCCAAGUUAGAUCGCGAGCAAGUCGAGUACUACUACUUGAAUGUGUGUGCGAAAGACAGAGGUAAACCACCGAGAUUAGGUUGCCUAUUGGUGAACGUUACGGUACUCGACGUUAACGACAAUCCACCGGUUUUCCAGCAGAGCGAUUACGUUGUCGCGGUCAACGAGAGUGCGUCGAUUGGUACUCACGUGCUUACAGUUCGUGCAAUCGACAAGGAUAUCGACGACAAUGCUAAGUUGAGUUACUAUCUACCGGAGAAUGAGAGACAAUUUACCAUUGACGCUGAAACUGGUGAGAUAUUAACGGCCGAAAUGUUGGACUGCCCUCAGCAGAGUUGUCAACAAACUCGUCCUGGUGGUGGAUGUCCAAAAAGCUGUGUGAUUACUGUAUUAGCGAGAGAUUAUGGUUCGCCUCGGCAAGAUGCAAGGACUUACGUAACGGUUAACCUCGUCGAUGCUAAUGACCACGAUCCCGAAAUCAAGUUCACCUACUUUCCGCCCACCACUGGAUUUGCAACCGUCGAUGAGAAUGCGGCCAAGGAUUCGAUCGUCGCUGCUGUUGGUAUUAUUGACAACGACGAAGGCUUGAACGGUGACACAACCGUGGAGAUAAAAGCUGGCAAUGAAUUAGGUCAUUUCCAGCUAGCUUACAACACUGAGAGCUUUCAUAUUGUAAGGGUCAAUGGGCGACUGGAUCGCGAGGAAAUUCCCACCUAUAAUUUGACCAUCAUCGCCACUGACAAAGGUACGCCGCCCAGAUCGACCACGGCUUACCUCGUCAUCCACGUUAAUGAUGUCAACGAUCACGAGCCCGCGUUUCAACAGAGCGAGUACUCGGCGGUAUUGUCCGAGCUUUCGCCGAUCGGUAGUUUCGUCGCCAGUAUCACAGCUACCGAUGCGGAUACUGGACUAAACGCACGAAUUUACUACGACUUUGAGAGCGGUAAUAAUCAGAAUUGGUUCGUCAUUGAUCAAGAUACCGGUUUAGUUACCACGAAAGCGCAACUAGAUCGCGAGAUACAAGGCAGCGUAGAGCUUAAGGUAACAGCUCGCGACGGUGGUCCAAAUCCCAAGUACGUAUCCACUCAUCUGCGCGUCACGAUUCUCGAUGAAAAUGACGAGGCGCCGAAAUUUUCGCAGAACGUCGUUCAAGUUACCUUAUCGGAAAAUACACCGGCUAAUAGUUUAGUAGCUACGCUGUCUGCAGUGGAUAACGAUCAGGGUACUAAUGGAAGUGUAGCUUAUAGUCUGCAUCCUAAUGUGUUGAGAGAUUAUCCAAAGACGUUUGCACUGGAUGCGUUGACUGGUCAACUGAUGACAAAAAUAAGUAUGGAUCGUGAGAAGGUCGAGGAAUAUCGGGUCGCGGUGAUCGCCAGAGAUCAAGGUACUCCACCACAAAGUUCUACUGCCACGGUAAUGUUGUCCCUCGAGGAUGUCAAUGAUAAUCCACCAACAUUCUAUCCGACAAGUUAUUUUUUCAAGCUGACUGAAGAUGCUAGUAUAGGUACGAUGGUUGGUAAAGUUCUAGCUACCGAUGCAGAUACUAAGGAGAACGCACAAAUCAGAUACUCGCUAGAAUCUGGUGGUGAAGGAUUGUUCGCAGUAGAUGAAAGAACCGGUGAGAUCUUUCUUCAAGGUUCGAUGAAGCAAGCGCAUAAACAUCUAUUUGAAUUGAUAAUAUCUGCCAAAGACACCGGUGACAGGUCAGCUAUGAAGAACGCGUUCGUUGAAAUUGCACGUGAGGAAAGCUUGGAGUCACUGGAAUUCGGCGCUUCUAACGGUUAUCACUAUAAUAUCACGGAGAACCGAGGCGAUUGCAGCGAGCGUACGUCUUACGACAGAGAAGUUGGCACGGUACAAGUAACAAAUCACCAAACUGGGAGCACAAAAGUCAGUUACGCCAUAGUGUACGGCGACCCGACGGGUAGCUUUAAGAUAAACGAAUUCACGGGAUCAAUAAGCACCGCCGGUUGCCUCGAUCGCGAGUUAACAUCCUAUUAUAGCCUGCAGGUUGUUGCUCGAGUCAGCCUUGCUCACGCGGUCACGAGCGUGAACAUCACGAUCGUCGAUAUUAAUGAUAAUCCACCAAGGUUCCCCACCGAGGAGCGUGAGGAGGAAGUUUAUCUCAAAGAAUACGCUGCGGUUGGCCAAGAAGUAUGUUUGGCACGGGCCCGUGACAGAGAUACCGGUGCUAACGCACGUAUUAGUUACUCGCUCACGCAAAAUCCCAACAAACAAUUUCGCAUCGCCGAGAAUUCCGGGAUUAUCUAUCUGGACAAACCGAUCAAGUCACCACCCGGUACUUUGUUACAUCUUGAGGUGACAGCGAUAGAUUCGGGUCCUCAACCAUUAUCAGCAACACAACAGAUUCGUGUGAUCAUCGAGGACGUUAACGACCAUACUCCUGUAUUCAGAUUGACCAGUUACGAGACAUCGUUGCCCGAGUCAACGCCUGUUAACGAACGAUUCUUUGCCUUGAUUGCAUCGGACAAUGAUCUUGGUAAUAACGGCAGAGUAUUAUACUCGAUUAGUGAAGGUAACUGGGAAAAUCGCUUUGGUAUCUUUCCGGAUGGUCAAUUAUAUGUGAAAAACGUGCUGGAUCACGAAGAACAGGACUACUACGCACUUGAGGUAACAGUCAAAGAUCAGGGUAAUCCACCUCGCAGUUCCACCGUUCCAGUAGUAGUUCAUGUAAUUGAUGAGAACGACAAUGCGCCGCAGUUCAGCAAUUCUAGUUUUACCUUUCAUCUUCGUGAAAAUGAACUAUCUGACACUUUUGUCGGUAAACUUCUAGCUAGCGAUCGGGACGUUGAUCGCAAUGCCGAUCUGACGUUCUCAUUGAGUUCAACCCAACAGGAUUUCGCCAUUGAUCCACGCAACGGGUUCAUCAAGUCUCUACAUCCUUUCGAUCGAGAACAUCUGGUGGCAACAACUGGUAACAACUUGAUCGUCCUAGAGGCAAGCGUGAUCGACAACGGUAUGGUGCGGCUUUCGGACAAGGUAAAGGUCAGCGUAUACAUCAACGACGUGAACGACAAUGCUCCGCAAUUCAAGCGACUGCCAUACAAGGUACAAGUGAGUGAGGGCGCAGCCGUGGGUACUCAAUUGUUGCGAGUGUACACUCAGGACGCGGAUGAGGGGCUGAACGGCGACGUGUUCUACUCGCUGGAGACCAUGACAAAUGAUGAGCAUCAGGAGGGGCAAUUUACGAUAGACGAGGCAACGGGACAGAUCUCGCUGGCAAGGCGGCUCGAUCGUGAGACACGAGACAAUUACCAUCUCACGGUCGUAGCGCAUGACGCCGGAUUAGAGAGCCGACUGUCCUCGAGCGCGAUCGUGCACAUCGAGGUACUCGACGAGAACGACAACAUGCCCCGUUUUCAGGAUAAUAAGCCCAGGAUCUCUGUACUAGAGAGCGCGCCUAUCAGCGAACAGUUGCUUAGGUUCCAAGCGACUGAUGAUGACCUCGGUAUCAAUAGCGAACUUACCUAUGGAAUAUCCGCUGGUAAUAGACGAGAUGCUUUUCACGUUGAUCCAGUUAGCGGUGCUCUCUAUCUUAGGCGACCGUUGGAUUAUGAGGAACAGGAGAUUUAUCAUCUGAAUAUUACUUGUAGCGAUGCUGGCCAUCCGCGACUUAGCAGUGUCAUUACACUGCAGGUGAACGUUGUCGAUGUCAAUGACAAUCCACCUGUGUUUCCUAAUACCGCGAUUGUGCGACAAAUUCUCGAAGGUAUCCCGGUACACAGACCUGUUGUUACCGUCACUGCCGAAGAUCCAGAUUCCGGUGACAACGGGGUUGUCAGUUAUACGAUUGCUAGUCAAGAGCCUGAUGAUCAGAAACGUAGGUUUGGUAUCAAUCCAACAACUGGAGUUAUCCACACUCUGUUACCAAUCGAUCGUGAGGAAAUUGAUACGUUUAAGUUGGUGGUCGUCGCAACAGAUAAUGCUAAACCAGUUUCCGCAAGAUUAAUUGCUGAAAAACAAGUGAUUGUCAUUGUUACCGACGUCAACGAUAAUGCUCCAAUCUUUGUGAGCAUGCCCUCAGCCAUCUUACCAAUCAAAAGUACCAUCCCUUACCAACCUGGCAAACAAAUCAAAGUGGCUCAACUGCAAGCACGUGAUUUAGAUUCCAGCACCAACGGCCUCGUCACUUACGAAUUAUUACGACUCGGUGCCAACUACUCGGACAUGUUUCAUAUCCACCGCAAUACCGGUGAAUUAACCAUGCGGCUACCACGUUCGCCAACAAUCUUUGAGAAACUAACGAAGAUGCAGGUUGGUGUACGUGCAACCGACGAAGCCGUACAAGCCGAAAGACGCUCGUCCGAAACAUACGUGAGUUUGAUUCUACCUGGUGAAGGUGAUGAUACACCAAUUUGGGAACACGCUGGUGGCAAAUUAGAAGGAAGCGUGUACGAGAACGAACCUGCGGGUGCCAGCAUAAUACGCGUGACCGCGCGUAGUCGUCGUUCGAACGAAGAACUCGAGUAUUACGUGACUAACGUGACAGCUGGCGCGGGUGGUCCACAAGUCGAUAAACUAUUCGACGUUGAACCGAAGAGUGGAGUUUUAAGUACAACUGGUCCAUUGGAUAAAGAGGCUGGUGUCGAGUGGUACGAAGUGGAGAUCUAUGCUAUCGUCAGCGGUGGUGGCAAAGCUAGUACAUCGUCUACCAAGGUUCGCGUGAACGUGCUGGACAAAAAUGACGUGGCGCCGAGUUGGGGCUCGGGACCCUGGAGAUUCGAGAUCUCCGAAGACGCACCAGCGAAUACGAUCGUGGCGAUGCUCAAGGCGCACGAUCCCGACAGCAUCGGCACGCUCAAGUACAGCAUCGUGCCGCCAAGCAAGAGUCUUCCGUUCAGGCUGGACUCGGUAACGGGUCAGCUGCGCCUCGGCGAGUCUCUCGAUCGCGAGACCAAGCAGAAUUACAUCCUGAGUGUUCGUGCCGACGAUGGACUCCAGCAGACCGACGUCACGCUUGCCAUUGCCGUGACCGACACGAACGACAACGCGCCGCAAUUCCAAGCGACGGCCUACUCGUUCGACGUGCCGGAGAACGUGGCACGAGGCAGCAAGAUCGGCCAGGUCGAGGCGACGGACAGCGACGCCAUCGGGCCCAACAGCCAGAUCAGCUACGCGCUGAUAUCCGACUGGGCGAACGAUGUGUUCUCGCUGAACCCCAACACCGGCGUGUUCACGCUCACUGCCAGCCUCGAUUACGAACAGGUGCAGCAUUACAUCCUCGUGGUGCAGGCGACCGACAGCGGGCUGCCGUCGCUGUCCUCGACGGUCACGGUUUACUGCAACGUCGUCGACUUGAACGACAAUGCGCCGAUUUUCGAGUCCGGCGCACGCACGCUCGACCUCGCGGAGAACGCGAGCGUCGGCACCAUCGUCACGACCACCAGGGCGCAAGACUUGGACUCGGGGUACAAUGGCUUGGUGGCCUACUCGAUCGCGAGCGGCGACGAGAACGAGGAUUUCGGGAUCGACGAUAAUGGCACGUUGUACACCAGACGCACGCUCGAUAGGGAAGCGAAGGCCAGUUAUAAUUUGCUGUUGCAAGCCGCCGACAGCCCCAGGCUAGCCGCUGCCAAAACUUUGACUACGACUAUUCAGAUGACCAUCAACCUGCUGGACGCGAACGACCAGUGGCCGGAAUUCGUCUCGGCGAGCGAGGCGAGCGUGCCCGAGGGCGCGUCCACGAACGCCGUGGUCAUGGUGGUGAAGGCGGUCGACCGCGACGAGGGGCGCAACGGCCACGUCGAGUACACGCUGGACGGCCGGGACGCGCCGUUCAGCCUGGGCAGCGUGGACGGCGUGCUGCGCGUGGCGCGGCCCUUGGACCGCGAGCUCAAGGCGAACUACAGCCUGAGGAUCCAGGCGAGGGACCGCGGCGAGGCGCCGAACACGGCCACGCAGACGGUGAACGUGCUGGUGCUCGACGAGAACGACAACUCGCCGAUCUUCGAUCAGAAGCAGUACUCGGCCAGCGUGGCGGAGAACGCGAGCAUCGGCGCGAGUGUGCUGCAGGUCUCGGCGAGCGACCUUGACGAGGGUGCGAACGGCCGCGUGCGCUACAGCAUCAGCGCCGGCGACGACAACCGGGACUUCGCGAUAAGCGAGGACACCGGCGUCAUACGCGUGGCCAAGAACUUGAAUUUCGAGAGGAAGGCGCGCUACAGGCUGCAGGUGCGGGCCGAGGACUGCGCCAGAGAUUUACAGCCGCAGCAAGAGUCGAGGCUCGAUAACGCCGAAGUUAUCAUCGCUGUGCUCGAUAUCAACGACAACGCGCCGGUCUUUCUGGACUCGCCGUACGUCGCCAACGUCAUGGAGAACAUGGUACCCCCGAAUUCCGGAUUCGUCAUGCAGGUCAAAGCGUACGACGCGGACACGCCGCCUUACAACGAUCAGGUGCGUUACUUCCUGAAGGAGGGUGACACCGACUUGUUCCGCAUCAAUGCCAGCACAGGAGAGAUUUUCCUGCUCAGACCCUUGGAUCGCGAACUGCUCGCUGAAUACGUGCUUACGCUCGUUGCCAUGGAUACCGGAACGCCGCCGCUGACAGGCGCUGGUCUGGUGAGGAUCACGGUGCUGGACGUGAACGACCACUCGCCGGAAUUUCAACGCCAGGAGUACGUGGCGAGGGUCAGCGAGAAUCUGGCGCGCGGCACCUGGCUGGCUAAUCCCCGUGCGCGAGACAGCGACGAGGGACUGAACGCCAGAAUACGAUACAGUUUACUUGGCGACAAAGCCGGUCGUUUUCACGUGAACUCGAGUACGGGCGAAAUUAUCACGCUUGAACGUCUCGAUCGCGAGCUAAAAGCCGUUUACCAUUUGACACUGGUAGCGCAAGACUCUAGUCCAACAGAACCACGAGCCUCAGCCGUUAAUCUGAUGAUCAUCGUCGACGAUCAGAACGACAAUGCGCCAAGGUUUUCUAGUCCUAGAUACACCGUUUAUGUUCCUGAUUCGACGACCAAAGGUGACUUUGUGUUUGGCGCGAAAGCAGUUGACGACGACGUCGGUGAUAAUGCUCGCAUAGUCUAUCGUCUUCAAGGCAAAGAUUCUCAUCGUUUUACCGUUGAUCCACACAACGGCGUGAUACGCUCAAAAGAGACACUGUCGUCGGGUGGUCACAAUACUUACCAAUUACAAAUCGAAGCGUCGGAUUGUGGCGUCGAACCGCGUUCCGUUACAGCUGAUCUCGUAGUUCACCUUUGGGAGAGACAAUUGUUUCCAAGUUUUCAACCCGCUACAACUACGAGAUUUAUCUUGAAGGAGGAUGUGCCUGACGGCAAAUUAGUGACGACACUCAGUGCUACGACUCCGAAAACUGGACCUGCGAGUGAUUUGGUGUUUGGUAUGGCUGGUGGUAAUGUCGGAGAAGCUUUGCGGAUUGAUUCGCUUUCUGGAGAGGUGGUGAUUGCAUCCGGAUUUGACUAUGAAACAGCACCAUACUACGAAGCAUGGGUCGAAGUUCGUGACUCUGGAAAUCCAUCACUUCGAAGUGUCAUUCAAUUACUCGUCAACGUCACUGAUGCAAAUGAUAAUGCACCUAUGAUGGAUUUGGCUGUUUACAACGCUUCGGUGCCUGAAGAGGAAUAUCCACCGCAAUUCGUGACCAAGAUCUCAGCCAAAGAUGCGGACUCUGGACAGAAUCAAGAGAUCACCUAUCACUUGGUUAACGAUUUCGAAGAGACCUUUAUUAUUGAUGAGACAACUGGUGAAAUCAAUACCAAUGCCAAAUUAGACAGAGAAGAGAUCUCCGCUUACGAGCUUAUUGUAGAAGCUCACGAUCGCGGAAUACCAAGUCUAACCGGCACAGCUACGGUUCUCGUGACUGUACUCGAUAAAAAUGACAAUCCACCACGUUUCAUUCGUCUCUACAGUGUAAACGUUACAGAAAAUUCAGAAAUUGGUGCUUUCGUGAUUUGCAUCACGAGUAGUGAUCAAGAUGCGGGACCAAAUGCUAAUGCAACGUAUAGUUUAACGGAUAAUCCAAGUGGCAAAUUUGCUAUUGAUCCAUACAGUGGCAAUGUUACCGUAGCUGGACACCUUGAUCGCGAAGUGCAAGAUGAGUAUCUGUUGAAAGUGUCAGUGGUUGAUGGUGCUUGGGGUGCCGAGACACCACUAACUAUCACCAUUCAAGAUCAGAAUGACAAUCCCCCUGAAUUCGAGGAAGAGAACUAUCAUUUUCACUUUCCCGAGCUGCAAAGGCGUAUGGCACACGUUGGCACUGUUGUCGCAACCGAUCGUGACAAGCAAGGACCAAAUUCUGUGAUAUCAUACAGUCUCCUGCAACCUUCGGAUUUGUUCAAUGUAGAUCCAGCUACCGGUGAUAUCUUCAGCAAGCGAACACUGAGAUACAAGCAUACUAAACGACCAGCCUCACCAGAAAAUCUAUAUUUUCUUUAUGUAGUAGCAACGGACAAUGGAAAACCACCGCUAUCGACAAAAACAAUUGUCUACGUAAGUAUCGUCGAUUCAAAUAACAACCCACCUCGCUUCGAGCAACGUUCCUAUCUCUGGCCAGUACCCGAGGGUUAUCCUACUAGCAAGAAACUCGCUCAAGUGUUAGCUCUCGACAGCGAGGAUUACGGCGUUAACGCGGAGAUUGAUUACUCGAUAGCAUCCGGCAAUGGUUCCGAGUAUUUCUAUGUCGAACCAAAGAGUGGAUGGGUAUACGCGAAAAAGAGUUUAGCAUCAUUCGAACCUGGUGUCACAUUCAUCUUGACAGUUCGAGCUACCGACAAAGGCGUACCACCUCAACACGACGAAGUUUUAGCAGUAAUAGUGAUCACCGACGAAAAUAAACAUUCACCUGCGUUCGCUGCGGUGAGUUAUCAGGUUCGAGUACCAGAGAAUGAACCAGUCAACACGACCAUUCUAACGGUCAAUGCUGUGGAUUCAGACGAUGGACCAAAUGGAAUGGUACGCUACGAAAUUUCAGCUGGUAACGAGAGACACGAAUUCUCGAUAAAUUCGGUUACUGGUGUGGUUACGAUUCUUAAGACUCUCGAUUACGAUACUAUUCAAGAAUAUCGAUUGAACAUCACCGCAAGAGAUCUUGGUUUUGAGUCCAAGAGUUCCAUCGCUACUUUGACCAUCAAUGUCUCAGACAUCAAUGAUAAUUCGCCAACUUUCAAUCAAAGUCUUUACGAAGCUUAUUUACCGGAAAAUUCUCCACCACAGUACUUUGUGUUUAAAGUGGUAGCAAAGGAUAUUGACUCGCCCAAGUAUGCUAUUAUACAGUACAAAAUCCUAGGUGGCAGUGGUAAAGAACAUUUCCAGAUCGAAUCAAACACAGGUGUGAUCAGAUCUAAAAUCAGCUUCGAUUAUGAAGAAGCAAAUGAGUACACUCUGGACAUAGUAGCUGCCAAUCCAGACACAAAUCCCCAGAUGGUCGGAUUCACAACGGUUCUAGUGCACAUCACGGGAGUGAACGAAUUUUAUCCAAAAUUUAUCCAGCCAGUUUUCCACAUGGACGUGUCAGAAAGUGCAGACGUUGCUACAUCGGUUGGAGUUAUCCAAGCGACAGAUCAAGAUGCUGGAAUUGACGGCAAAGUUUUCUACCUCUUUGUCGGUGCAUCCAACGAUCGUGGAUUCUCCAUUGGACCUGAAACCGGUAUCAUCAGUGUAGCUCGAAGAUUAGACAGGGAGACGCAGAAUCGUGCAAUCCUCACCGUGAUGGCUAAAAAUUCCGGAGGUAUUCGAGGUAACGACACCGAUGAGGCGCAAGUAAUCAUUUCCAUCCAAGACGGCAACGAUCCGCCAGAAUUCCUACAAGACUACUACAAAGCUAGCGUAUCCGAGGGUGAGAAUAUUGGCACGAAAGUACUGACAGUUCGAGCGAUCGAUAAAGAUGUAAGACCCCAGAACAAUCAAUUCUCCUACUCCAUUAUUACUGGUAAUGUUGGUCAAGCGUUCAAAGUUGAUCCGCAAUCCGGUGACGUGGAAACUGCCAAGCUGCUCGAUAGAGAGACGAUUUCUAGUUACGAAUUGAUCAUAGGAGCUAUAGACACUGGUAGUCCACCACAAACUGGUAGUGCUACAGUGAGAAUUGAUUUGACAGAUGUGAAUGACAAUGGACCGACAUUUGACGCGAAUCAAGUUGUUGGUUACGUUAGCGAAAACGAACCUGCUGGAACAAGUAUCAUGACGUUGAGUGCGACUGAUCCUGAUUUACCACCCAAUGGAGCACCUUUCUCAUAUAAAUUGAUCGGUGGCAAGCAAGUAGAUUUGGUCAGUCUUGAAAAGCAUUCCGGAUUAUUGAAGACUACCAGGAGUUUAGACAGGGAGAUUGCGCCUCAACUCGAUCUUUUGGUGGAAGUAGAAGAUUCAGGUAAUCCACGCAUGCGAAGCGAGCACGCGAUAACAGUGCACGUAUUGGACCAAAACGACAGCCCAUCGACGCCACGUUUGGUACACGUGACAGUGCACGCGUUCCAGUCGCGUGCUCCACUUGGUAAAAUCGCCGAUGUCAAGCCCAACGACCCCGAUACCAGCGGCGAUUACAAUUGCCGUAUAGUCGGUACAUCGGCCCUCACUAUACCAAUGGCGUGCGAUUUGCAUGCCACGAAGAUCACCCCAGGUGCCGGCUACUCACUAAGCGUAUCAGGCAAUGACGGGCGUCAUCCAGAUGUGGUAUCUAAAGUAACCGUAGAGUUCGUCACGUUUUCAAACGCCACUGUGGAGAAUAGCGUGACCAUGCAAAUAUCUCGUCUCAAGGCCGCAGAUUUCUUGACCAAGUAUUACAGAGCACUGCUCGAAUUGCUCCAGGGUGAAUUGGAAAUCGGCGAUACGCUCAACAUUUACAGCGUCGAUGAGAAGGACGGGCACAUUGAAGUUUAUAUGGCCGUUUCUUCUCCUCAAGGCUAUCGAACGAGGCAAGAGCUUCGUGAUUUCCUGGAGCAAAAACGCGUGCAAAUGGAAACACUUUUAGAAAGCUCGCAAUUGACAAUCGGCUACUCGCCGUGCAAGACCGAGGCCUGCGACAACAGUGGCAUAUGCAGCGAUAAGAUAGUCGUUCAUGAGACAGUUCGUACCGUCGACAGUCCUACGCUGAUACUCACAUCACCGAGAGUUGUUCACGAGAUGACAUGCAAGUGCAGAGAUGGCUUUACCGGCGAUCGCUGCGAGAAAAAACAGGAUCCAUGCGCGCCUAAUCCUUGUCAUUCCGGCGGACAAUGUCGUCGAAUGGGCUUUGACUUUCAUUGCAGUUGCCCAGCAAAUCGCGAGGGUAAACUAUGUGAACUCGAGCGCGGUGACGUCUGUGCGAGUAAUCCGUGCAGAAAUGGUGGUUCUUGCAAAGAGAGUCCCGACGGCUCAAACUUCUUCUGCCUCUGUCGCGCUGGUUAUCGUGGCAAUCAUUGCGAGGUGCUCACCGACUCGUGCAGACCUAACCCUUGUCUACAUGGCGGACUAUGUGUUAGCGAGAAACCAGGAUAUCGGUGUAGCUGCCUAGAAGGUCGUUAUGGUCGUCACUGUGAACGCUCGACCUUUGGAUUCGACGAGCUUUCCUUUAUGACUUUCCCAGCUUUAGAUUCGAAUACCAACGAUAUAACUGUCGUUUUUGCUACAACGAAACCCAAUGCUUUGCUUCUUUACAACUAUGGACCUCACAGUGGUGGACGCUCGGACUUCGUCGUGCUGGAACUCGUCGAAGGCCGAGUCAUGUUCUCUUGUGGUGGUGCUAGAAGCGCAAUCACGUCGCUCACGCUUAAGAGUGAAAGAUCUCUGGCUGAUGGUAGUUGGAGAAAGAUUAUAGCCACGAGAAACGGAAGAGUCGCCUCGCUGAGCGUUUCAGAUUGCAAAGAGCAUGGUGACGUGUGUGAUGAGUGUAAACCUGGGGAUGGGACUUGCUAUGUUGACGACGUUGGUCCUAUCGGAACCUUGAACUUCAACAACAAUCCUCUAAUGUUCGGUGGUUUAGUCAAUUCCGAUCCAAUCCUCGAGCGACCAGGCCAAGUUCACUCCGACGACUUUGUCGGUUGUGUUCAUUCGGUGUCCAUUAAUGGUCGAGCGCUCAAUCUUAGCAAUCCGCUGUCAUCGCGUGGUGUCCAACCAACGUGCGCCAGAUCAGAGAAUGGACCGUGUUCGAAACCAACAGCUAGAGAGCGAGAUAAUUUAUGUGGGCACGGCAAAUGUUACGACAAGUGGAGUAAGCCAGCGUGUCAAUGUGGUCAAAUUAAUGCGCCGAAUUGUCAAGGUGCUUUGGAAGCAGUCAAUCUCAGCGAGGGUGGUUUCAUCGAGUAUAAGGUGUCUGAAAAACAUCGUCGAAUGCAAUUGCUCGAAUAUCUCUACGGUGGAACGACAUUGUGGCACGGUGGCUUAACGUCCCGCUAUCCUGAAGAGAACGUUAUUCCCCUGAUUCCAACAACUGCACCAGCCAAGAGUAUCCACCUAAUGUUCCGCACAGUGAAACCCGAUGGUGUACUCGUUUACGCGGCCACUAACAAUCAUUACACGUCGGUGGAAUUACGAAAUGGUCACAUAAGUUAUGCCUCUCUACUCAGCUCGCCGGUGAACAUGAGCGGUGACGAGGGCAAUAGUUUGGCCGACGGAAAAUGGCAUAAUCUCACUUUGCACUCGCACGCUCGAGGACUGAAGAUGUACAUCGAUGGCGAAUUGGCUGGCGACGAGUUGGAUUCAGCUGGUGUACACGACUUUUUGGACCCUUACUUGGCGCUGUUGACCGUCGGUGGUGUUAGGCGAGACUUGUAUUUAGCGUACGACGGUUUGCCAAGAUCCUUCGAAGGAUGUUUAGCCAACUUUACGAUAAACGGCGAAGCUCAACCGUUCAAUGGUUCCGGCUCCAUCUUUCCGGACGUCAUUUAUCAUGGCAACGUACAUCUUGGUUGUCGCGGUCCCAUUGGUAUUGCCGCAGCUAGUGCCGCCGAUCCAUUGAGCGUUGGCAUCACUCUCGUCAUCGUCUUCUUUAUCAUACUGUUCGUCGCCAUACUCGCGAGCUUCGUCAUCUUCCGGCUGCGUCGUCAGAACAAGGAGAAGUCGGCUACCACUGUGGUCGUUAACAAGAACACCAACGCGAUUCUCACUGGCAAUUCACUGGUGUCAUCGCAGCAGGACAGCCUGAUGACUAGGCACGAGAACACUUACAUCUCCGACGGUUCGGACUUGCGCAAUAUUCGGCCGCCGGAGCUGGUUUCCAAGAAGUACAAAGAGCGCGAGGUGUCAGCGCCGCAGCGUCCUGAUAUCAUCGAGCGUGAGAUCAGCAAGAAUCCACCGAUCAGAGACGAACAUCCACCGCUACCACCUCCGACGAACGGCCAAGAGCCGGAUCUGCCAGAGCAUUACGACCUCGAGAAUGCUAGCUCAAUCGCUCCGAGUGACAUCGACAUCGUGUACCACUACAAGGGCUACAGAGAUGGAAUGAGGAAGUACAAAGCAACACCGCCGCCCUUAAACAGUUACGCCAAUCAUCACAAGCAUCCGAACCAGCAGCACAGACACGCUGGACCAUUUCCCUCUCGGACGAUGGCGCCGCCGUCUGUAGGCCAAUCAACGCCGACGCCCAAGCUGUUGCAAAGUACGCCUUUGGCGAGAUUGUCGCCGAGUAGCGAGCUGUCGGCGCAGCAGCCGCGGAUACUGACGCUGCACGACAUCAGUGGGAAACCCUUGCAGAGUGCGCUGCUGGCAACCACCUCGUCGUCGGGUGGCGUGGGCAAGGACGCUAUGAAUUCCAACAGCGAACGCAGUCUCAAUUCACCCAUAAUGAGCCAGCUGUCCGGUUCGACUGCCAGCCGCAAGGUACCGCAACAAGUGCCAGAGUCAGUUAACAAUGGUGUGGCCACGGUUCCCAUGGGCCUCACGGCCGAGGAGAUCGAACGGCUCAAUUCGCGUCCUCGAACCUCCAGCCUCGUGUCCACUCUCGACGCAGUGAGUUCGUCGAGCGAAGCUCGCGGGCCCACUCACCACUUGCAUCGAAGGCAUACGCCGCCAGCAGUCAAGCGAAGAAACUCAUCGACCACCGAGGAAAGCGGCAACGACGACAGCUUCACUUGCUCGGAGAUAGACGAGCGCGCCGACGACGACGACGACAUUUACAGCAAACCCGAGGAAGGCACAGCUGGUGAGGAAAGCAAGCACGGCUUCGACAGCUCGUUUCGCGGCUCCCUCAGCACGCUCGUCGCCUCCGACGACGAAAUGUCCACGCGCAUGGGUGGACUUUACCGGCCGACUAUCAAUGCCGAAGCGGCUAAUACUGCGCUGAGUUGGGAUUAUUUGUUGAACUGGGGGCCGAACUUUGAAAGCCUCGUCGGUGUGUUUAUCGACAUUGCCGAGCUGCCCGACGGCAAUAAUCGGGUGCCUAAUUCUUUAAGGCUGCCGAAUAGCAUCGCCAAACCGUCCGAAGAGUACGUUUAGAAUGUGAAUGUGUAUAAUCUUGCCAUAGUGUAAAUUUAUAUUCCGAGGGGUGUAACCUUGUAUCAGGGUUAAUUCCGAUGAAUAAUGUGUACAGUUUUGUUUUGAAAGCCAUUGGUGCAAUGUAGCUUGUAAAUUAUUUCCAAUUAGUACCUUCAUCUUUCCACGAGUCCGUUAGGGUUAUUUCAUUCAAGCCAUAUUGUGUAUACUUGCGUAGGUUUCUAAUGUCAGACUGAUUUAAUUAUUAUAUUAUGACGUAAUAUUGCCAUUUCGUUGUUUAUUCGUGUGGCUUUCGCGAUGUAAAUUAUUCUAUUAUUAUUAUUAUUUUAUUAAUAUUUUGUUGUUUGUAUAUAGGG
Phymastichus coffea is the source of this 15239-nucleotide messenger RNA. It is a transcript of the gene ft, whose product is annotated as cadherin-related tumor suppressor. Gene Ontology annotation, cellular component: catenin complex; plasma membrane. Gene Ontology annotation, molecular function: calcium ion binding; cadherin binding. The transcript has 20 exons. Lineage: Eukaryota; Metazoa; Arthropoda; Insecta; Hymenoptera; Eulophidae. The record is from RefSeq and is a predicted model, not a curated record. Bases 1 to 14886 code for a protein of 4961 amino acids. Gene Ontology annotation, biological process: homophilic cell-cell adhesion.